Messenger RNA from Rhodamnia argentea, 687 nucleotides. Its product is annotated as probable glutathione S-transferase parA. Gene Ontology annotation, cellular component: cytoplasm. The transcript has 2 exons. The coding region runs from base 1 to 687 and encodes 228 amino acids. The record is from RefSeq and is a predicted model, not a curated record. Gene Ontology annotation, biological process: glutathione metabolic process. Lineage: Eukaryota; Viridiplantae; Streptophyta; Magnoliopsida; Myrtales; Myrtaceae. Gene Ontology annotation, molecular function: glutathione transferase activity.
AUGGCCGACGACGACGAUGAUGUGACCCUGUUCGGGUUUUGGGCAAGCAUGUUCGGGAUCCAGUGCAGGCUAGCACUCACCUUGAAAGGGAUCGAGUACAAGUACAAGGAGGAGGCGGACUUGUUCGAUCAAAGCCCAUCGCUCGUCCAGCUGAACCCGGUCUUCAAGGGAAUCCCCGUCCUCAUCCACAAUGGCAAGUCCGUGAGCAAGCCCGUGUGCGAGUCCCCCGUCAUUCUCGACUAUAUUGAUGAGGCCUGGCACAACAAAGUUCCGUUCUUCCCGUCUGAUCCUUAUGGCAGAUCCCAAGCCAGAUUUUGGGCCGACUAUAUCGACAAGACAUUGUACGUUCCCGGGAAGAAUGUGUGGAUGAAGAAGAAAGGCAAAGAGCAGGAGGCGGCAAGGAAGGAGGUGGUCGAUGGCCUUAAGGCAAUGGAAGGCGAGCUUGGAGAGAAGCCCUUCUUCGGGGGCGACAAGUUGGGGCUCGUGGACUUGGUGCUCCUGUCCUAUUCCUGCUGGUUUCAUACGUUUGAGAUGUUCGGCAACUUCAGCAUCAAAGCGGAAGCGCCGAAGCUGAUCGAAUGGGUAAGGAGGUGCAUGGAGCAGGAGAGUGUGUCAUGGUUGCUCCCUGACCCUGACAAGGUGUAUGCCUCCGUUUUGCAAUGCAAGAAGAAGUAUGGGCUCGAAUAG